AUGCCCGACACUGUGUGCUCGGACCUGUCGUGGCCGGGGUCCUGCCUGGAGAACCUCUCGGCCGGACAAGAACUCGGCUUGUCGAGCCUAGCGCCGCCGUUGCUGGCCCACGCCAGCGGCCCGGAAAACAGCCACCUCGCCUUGCUGCGGCCCCGGCAGGCUUGCCGCGGUCGGUCACCCUCUACCCCAAGCGGCAGCAACAACGGCAAGGGAUGUGCUGAUGGAACGGCGGAUCCUCGUGGCCCGGACGUGGAGACUGGCGCUGGGUCCAACGACGCUUCCGCCGCGAUCGAGCUGAAAGACCGCCUGGCCCUGCACGCCGGUCCGAUCCGGCAGAUAUCGGCCGUGGCGCCCAGGGCCAACGCGCGGCCGACCGUCUUCGUGCGGUGCGACUACAGCGCGACGCUGGCCACGGCUUGUAAGGUUAAGGACCGUCUUGAUCACCUCGGGGGAUACAACGCGCGCGGCGUUUACGAGAGGAGACUGCGGCGGGCUAAGGUGGCGGCGGGGCUGCCCGCUGCGGCGGAGAGCGCGGCAGCGGCACCGGCAGCUAGGGGAGGUGAUGGCAGGGAGGGGGAGGAGGAGCAACUCGAUUUCGACGGGUUCGAGGAAGACGAAAAGCUGGUCUUCUCCAGGAGGUUGACCUGCGUGGCCUGCUCCCCGUUCACCCCGAAGAACGCCGCCUUCCUCGACGAGGAGCUCCGCCUGUUCAGCUGGCACCCCGAGAGGGGGACCGUCAGGCACGGCGCGGGGCCCCUCCCAAUCGCCGCUCCUCCGGGGGGCCCCGAGCGCCCGAGCCUCGCGGCCAAGGCGCGCCGAGCCAGGAACGCAGACGUCGCCCUCGACUACGGAAGCCAUCCCCGGGUGCUGUGGGUCGCGGGGCGGCACCGCGCGUACAGGGUGGACCUCCGCGAAAAGCCGUCGCCGGCGGCGCUGGCGCCGGCGCUGGACCCCGGGGUGUACUUCACGGGGUUCAGCGACUUGUCGGUCGUGGACGGGGGGCCAGGGAGGUUCGGGGGCAGGGGAGAGGAGCCGAGGGUGCGGUCGCUCACCGUCGGCCGUCGGUCGGCCCACGACAUCUUUGUCGCGGCCGGGCUUCACCUGGCCUGCAUGGACUCGAGGUUUCCCAAGGGCGUGGUCGCGCGGUGGGACCUGCCGCAAGAGGUGGACCAGCUGCGGUGGCUGCCGGGGGUGCCGGGCGAGCGCGCGGAGGAAGCGGAAGAGAUUGUGUUGGCGUCCGGACGACGUUCCCCGGGUUUCUACGUGAACACUUGGGCAAGAGACGUGCCGGGGUGGAGGGGAUACCAGGCUCGGCUCGGGCUCGACGACACAUCCCCGGCUGCAUCGGCUGCGCGGCGACCCCUGACGUUCUCGUUGCCGGCAACGCCUCUCAGCGAGGGGGAAACCCGAAGCGGUGGACUCCUCUUGGGCCUUGCGCCAGGCGGUCGCGGUAGCAGUGCUGCUGCCGCGGGCGACGACCUCUGGUUCGUCCACGCGACGUCUGCCGGGGAUGCGUACGGACAGCGCUUGGAGAUGCGCAGGGUCGGAGGCGGGGGAGUCGGCGAGUACGGUGGGAAGAAGGCCGUGCCGGCGUCGCCCCGUAGCGCUCUGCUCUCGGACCGCAUCCAGUCAAUACACAAGGACUGCAGGCUCCCCUGCGGGGACGUCUGCUUGGACCCGGACGCCGCUUCCUAUCAUCGUUCCCCCAGACCUCCUGCGUCCAAGAAAUCGUCUUCGGCAGUCGCUGGUGGGGUUGCGACAGAGGUUGCGGGAGCGGGCGGCAAACCUCCGCGCCGCAACGGUCGCGGGAACGACGAUGGUAAGGACGGUGUCGCCACCGGCGGCGAUUCCAGCAACGAAAGCAGCGGUAGCGAUGAUGGAAGGGGGUCUGGGAGGCAGGGGGCGCCAAGUCGCAAGGACAAGAGGAGUCACGGCGGCAGAAGGGGAGCCGGCGAGGAUCGCCGAGAUGGCGGCGACUCGGAGAGUUCUGGCGGUGGAGAGAGUGAGAGCGGGAACAGGCCAGAGUGCUCAGAAAGCGAAGCCGGUCACAGCGACCAGGGCAGCGGUACGGGCGAUCCCCGCUGGAGACGAGGCCACCGUGACGACGGCAGACGAGAUAGCGGUAGCAGUGAAGAAGAAGAAAAUGGCCGCGCUAGCUCAGAGGAGGCGGCGCUGUCGCCUAGGAACCCCCCCCUGAGGCAUGACGAGACCCCACGAAAACGAACGAGGACGAGAGAGGGACGGGGAGCGGCCCCUAGCGACGACGGCGACGGAAACAAUAGCGACGAAGGCGGCAGUAUCGAGGGUAAGGGCGGUCCCGGUGACCCCAAGGCCGCGGUGGAGUAUUUCCCUGUCAACGCCGGCGCUCUCCGUGCUACGGUGGAGAAGGUUCCCGAGAACGCUCUCUGCAGCCACCGCUACCUGGCGCCGCUGGUGGACUUGGUUUCUACCGGAAAGGAGGAGGCUGGGAAAUGCGGAGGUGACAAAAGCGCCGAAGGCUCCUCGAUACGCGGCGCGGGUUCCGAAGCUGCUGAGCGUAGAGAACGCGACUUCAGCAAGCUGAGAGAUUCGAAAGACCGCGUGGCCGAGUUCUUGCUGAAGCCACGGACCCCCGACGAGCUCCUGGUGUUUUGCCGCCGGACUCUCGGGCUGGAGUUCCUAGCCGACCCCCCCGCAAGACGGCUCCAAAACGAUGACGAUGACGACGGCGGUGACACCCAGCGCACGCCUUCCACCGGCAGUCGAAACACCGGCGGCGGCGGGCCAAGGAGUUCCAAGUCUUGGAGCGCUCGCAGCAAGGAUGGCGGCGGCGGCGGCGGCAGCAGUAGCAGCGGUGGUGAUGGUAGAGUGAGACCACGAAUGGAAGACCCGACGAUCAUGGUCGACAUUGCCAGGGCCGUGCUCGCCUGGGGCAAGCCGUUUCGAAAUGUCGAGACGGCGUGGAGGCCGGCCGCGGUCGGGCAGGGGUAUUCGUUUAUGACGUCUCGUCUGCCGGAACCAACGCCGAGGGUGAGCUCGCCGGUGCUGUGCAGCGCGCGCGAGGUGUUGAAGGGAGAGCCGUCUCCGUUCUUGCGGCCGGGGGCCGUAGGGCCGCCUCUCGCCGUGGACGUUUCCGUGGAGGACGUGAGGUGGUUGAAAGAUGAGUGGGACUCAAGUUGGUGAAAAGACACCCGUCCUGAAAAAAUGAAGGUUGUUUUUCGGGUCAGU
Messenger RNA from Ectocarpus sp. CCAP 1310/34, 3207 nucleotides. The record is from the annotation of a GenBank genome assembly. NCBI's taxonomy places the organism in Eukaryota, Phaeophyceae, Ectocarpales, Ectocarpaceae.